Messenger RNA from Falco peregrinus (peregrine falcon), 11769 nucleotides. It is a transcript of the gene KCNB2, whose product is annotated as potassium voltage-gated channel subfamily B member 2. Bases 521 to 3262 code for a protein of 913 amino acids. Gene Ontology annotation, cellular component: membrane; voltage-gated potassium channel complex. The transcript is spliced from 3 exons. Gene Ontology annotation, molecular function: protein binding; delayed rectifier potassium channel activity. The record is from RefSeq and is a predicted model, not a curated record. Gene Ontology annotation, biological process: potassium ion transmembrane transport; protein homooligomerization. NCBI's taxonomy places the organism in Eukaryota, Metazoa, Chordata, Aves, Falconiformes, Falconidae.
CCCCGCCCCGCCGCCGCCGCCGCCGCCGCGCACAGCCGCAGACACGGGCGGCCGCGCCGGCAGCCGGGGAUUACAGCGGGGCGAGGGCAGCGCGGGCUCGGCUUUUAUCCGACCCCCCACACCCCCCCGCCACCCCAGCCGCUCGCCACGCUGCUCGCUCGGCGGCUUUUCAUCUCCGGGGGCAGGAGGGAGAUGUCUUCGCCGUGGUUUUUCCACCCCCAGUCCUCUCCGUGCCGGGGGGGGCGGUGAUGUGGAGCCGGGAAUGUAGAGGAAAACCCUCCCCGGGAGGGAGCGACCAAAACAAACCUCUCGCCGUGGCUCCGGCGGCCGCGCAGCGCCCGGGGAAGCCCGAGCAGCCCCUGCCAGCGCCGGGGAAUCCCUCCUCCAGCCCCCGGCGGUGCCCCGGGCGCCCGCGGAGCAAGGAAUGGAGCUGUCUGUCUGAAGAGAACUCUGCCCAAAUAUUUGUAGUCUCCAAGCUCACUCUCCUGAAGACUGGUGUUACAACUGAAUCUUUUUCAGAAUGGCUGAGAAGGCUACACCAGGGAUCAACAAAAAAUCUUCAAGGUCUACCCUUUCCCUGCCUCCAGAACCAGUGGAGAUCAUUAGGAGCAAAGCCUGCUCACGGAGAGUUAAAAUAAAUGUUGGUGGGCUCAACCAUGAAGUGCUGUGGAGGACUUUGGACAGACUUCCAAGGACACGAUUAGGAAAGCUCAGAGACUGCAAUACUCAUGAAUCCCUGCUAGAAGUAUGUGAUGACUAUAAUCUAAAUGAAAAUGAAUAUUUUUUUGAUCGACACCCAGGGGCUUUCACUUCCAUUUUGAAUUUCUACAGGACAGGGAAACUACAUAUGAUGGAAGAAAUGUGUGCUCUUUCUUUUGGUCAGGAGCUUGAUUACUGGGGGAUUGAUGAGAUAUAUUUAGAAUCUUGCUGCCAGGCAAGAUACCAUCAAAAGAAAGAGCAGAUGAAUGAGGAGCUGAGGAGAGAGGCAGAGACAUUGCGAGAGAGAGAAGGGGAAGAGUUUGAUAAUACCUGCUGCCCAGAGAAAAGGAAGAAGCUCUGGGACUUGCUGGAGAAACCCAACUCAUCUGUGGCAGCAAAGAUUUUGGCCAUAGUGUCCAUUCUGUUCAUCGUACUGUCCACUAUUGCUUUGUCUCUUAACACACUACCAGAGCUUCAAGAAAUAGAUGAAUUUGGGCAGCCAAAUGACAACCCUCAGCUAGCACACGUUGAAGCUGUGUGUAUUGCUUGGUUUACCAUGGAGUACCUUUUGCGUUUUCUGUCCUCACCAAAUAAGUGGAAGUUCUUCAAAGGCCCGUUAAAUGUCAUUGACUUACUGGCUAUCUUGCCAUACUAUGUCACCAUUUUCCUCACAGAGUCCAAUAAAAGCGUCCUGCAGUUUCAAAAUGUCAGACGUGUGGUUCAGAUAUUUCGUAUUAUGAGGAUCCUAAGGAUUCUUAAACUCGCCAGACAUUCAACAGGCCUUCAGUCUUUAGGUUUUACACUCAGGCGGAGUUACAAUGAAUUGGGCUUGUUGAUACUAUUUUUAGCUAUGGGAAUAAUGAUAUUUUCAAGUCUCGUAUUCUUCGCUGAAAAAGAUGAAGAUGCUACAAAAUUUACCAGUAUCCCUGCAUCAUUCUGGUGGGCAACAAUCACUAUGACUACUGUAGGAUACGGUGACAUUUAUCCUAAGACUUUACUAGGUAAAAUAGUUGGAGGACUUUGCUGUAUUGCUGGAGUGCUGGUCAUAGCCCUGCCCAUACCAAUUAUUGUGAACAAUUUCUCAGAGUUUUAUAAAGAGCAGAAAAGACAGGAGAAGGCAAUUAAGAGGAGAGAAGCACUUGAGAGAGCUAAAAGAAAUGGCAGUAUUGUCUCCAUGAACCUGAAAGAUGCCUUUGCUCGCAGCAUGGAAAUGAUAGAUGUAGCAGUAGAUUCAGGUAAGCCUGGAGAAACAGUCAAUCCAAAGGAGACACCUGAUGACAACCACCUAUCCCCAAGCCGGUGGAAAUGGGCCAGAAGGACAAUAUCUGAAACAAGUUCAAACAAAUCUUAUGAGAACAAAUACCAAGAAGUUAGUCAACAAGACUCCCAUGAGCAAUUAAACAAUGCUGCAGCAUCCUCCAGCCCACAGCACCUCAGUGCCCAAAAACUGGAGAUGUUGUAUAAUGAAAUUACUAAAACUCAGUCUCAGCCUAAUCUUAAUGCUGGUUAUCAAGACCAGUCAGCAAAGCCACCUGUGUACGAAGAAGAAAUAGAAAUGGAAGAAGUUGUAGGUCAGAGAGACUCAUUGCCAGCUGGACCUAUGGACAUCAUAACGGACAUAAGAAGCACAUCCAGUAUCGACAGUUUUGCCAGUUGUGCGACUGACUUCACGGAAACGGAGAGGUCUCCCCUUUCUCUGUUUCCUGGCUCUCAUUUGCAAAUGAGAUUUCAAGCUGAUGCUGUUAACCUGGAAGACAACCAAAGAGUAAGGAGUUCUCAGUUUAUACCAUUCACGAAAGACCAAAUAUUUUCUCCAACCGAUGUCACCUUUGACUAUAAUCCAAUCAACAGAGCUGUUACUAGUGAUGGCAGUGGGUCCCAAACUGUUUUGCAUGGUCAUUUGCAUUUUGAUGCUUCCAUGGAAAGCCCCAAAAGUUCCCUGAAAGGUAGCAACCCAUUAAAAUCUAGAUCCCUUAAAGUUAAUUUUAAAGACAAUAGAGGCGGUGCUCCACAAACUCCACCGAGCACUGCAAGGCCACUGCCAGUAACAGCAGGAGCAGACUUCACACAGGGCACCCCUCAGCACAUCAGCACCAUUCUCCUAGAAGAAAAUUCACCCCAAAGCGAACGACCCUUACUUGGUGCUGACGCAUCAGCGCUUUGUCAGGGACCUGCUAAAAAGUCGUCCCCUCUCUUUCCCAAACAAAAGAUUUUCACUUUCCCUUCAAGAGAGAGGAGGAGCUUCACUGAAAUAGACACUGGAGAAGAAGAAGAGUUUAUGGAGUUACAUGGUAUAAAACAUGAAAAGCAGCAGGAUAUCAAGACAAAUUGCUGUGGGGAUAAACGCAGUGAUGGCAACCAUUUAACAGAAGAGCCACAGGUCAGCUCUUCACCCAAAAGCAUGAGCCACAACUGUACUCAAGACAUUUACCAUGCUGUGGGUGAGGUAAAGCAAGACAGUAACCAAGAAGGUCACAAAAUGGAAAACCAUUUAUUUGCCCCAGAAAUUCAUUCAAGUCCUGGAGAAACUGGUUACUGUCCCACACGUGAAACUAGCAUGUGACUAGUUUCAAAAGCAAUAAAAAUACCUUUUCUUAAAACACAGUUAGUAAUGCCUAUGAACUAAAACAUGAAAAGCCUCAAAAAAGUGCAUAAAAUGUUAUUUUUGCAUGGCAUGAAGAGUUGUUUAGUUUAAAUACUGUUUAAUUUAAAAAAAAGACUGCUUUUUGUAACAAACUGAAAAAAUGGGAAAAAAAUGACUCAAGAGCAGUAAAUAAAAUAAAGAGAGCUCUGUUAGGAGCCAGUGUUCUGCAACAUCUGACAUUUUUGAUCCUUUCACUUACAAUUGUAGACAGAUUUUGAACUCUUUUAACUUUUUUUUUUUCUUGGUUACAAUGAAUUUUAGAAUUUGCACAUGAAAGGGUGAAAUGUCAAUGCAUGCAUUCAUAAAGAUGUGAAACAAGGUGCUUUGAGCUUGCAAAACGCAUAUAUUUGUAAAUAGUUUGGGGUUGGGGGAAAGCUACUGUUAACAAGGAUUUAUGGAAAAAGCAUUUCCUGGGACACAGGUACUUCCUUCACAGCGUGCUGCCUGGAGGUUUUGUACAGACUUAUGUUGCAAAAUUGCAACUUCUACUUAAAGCAUCUCACAUAUCUUGCUUUCUGUUAAAAAGCUCAUGAGUAUAUUAAUUAAGGACUAUAGUAUUUUAGUUUAUCUGUGCUGUAAAUCAUGAUUUUUUAUCUGCAUAACUUUAGUUAUUGCAUUUGUCAGUUUAAUUCAUGAUCCUGUGAGGAAAAGCAAAGAUUUAAUGACCAGAUCUUGAAGCAUUUGAUAUUUUUAUAGAAAACUGCCAACAUUUCACAACAAAGAAAAAAAAUGUUCCAUUUUAAAAUAAAAACCCAGAGUUAUUUCUGUGGCAAUAAAUAGUGCCAAAUGGCUAUAUAGACACAUCCUAAACUUCUCAAUUGCUUAGAAUAUUUAUUUUAACUUGGUAUUAAAAGAAUAUUACCCACAUUCUUUGUUUCCUUUGCUUUAACAAUAUUUGCUUCUACAUGAUCUUUGAGCUCUCUUUCCAAUUUUCUUCACAUGGGUGCCCAUACUUCAAUAACGGCAAUGUUGUUGAAGCAGUUAUGGUGUAAGGACACGAGAGACAAGCUUUGUAGGGGGAAGCACUACCUUUUAUUAUCACAAAUCAUAUAGCUGGAAAAAGCAGGCUUCAAGUACAUGUGAUUUGGCCCAGGUCCUCCAUGCCCCGAAGCUUGUCUGUAUCUUUCAGUUCAAUCAUUUGGACUGACAGAAGGUAUCACCUGACUCACCGACUUUGCCCCAACUCAUCCUCCCACAGCUGUUCCAAAACGGAGUAUAGGCUUUUCCCUAUAACUAAAUAAAGGGAAAUGUCAAUCAUUCCAUCGACAACUGCCAAAGCAUCUUUGGUUUCUCUGAUAUGCUCCAGCUUUGUAGAAGAAAGAUGCUGAACUAAAGCCUUCAUUACAAAGUAUCAGUCUAAACACUGUCUGAAAAAAGCUAUCAUUUUUUUAUCCAGCAACAAUAGCUUCCUAUUCCGUAACAUAAAAAACCCCUAUAGAUUAAUUCCCUAAAUCAUGAAAAGUUUAUUCAGUCCAAUAAUCCAAAUCAUAAGCAAAGGUAUGCAUGCAGCUACACAGGCAUGUCCUACAAAAUGUUCUUUUUUCUUUUAGGAAAACAGAAUGCAGAUAUUUUUUUCCGUGCUGUGAUUUCUGCUGAAAUUGGGGUACUCCCUUACAACAGUUUUGUAAGAGCAACAGUCCAGCCUCAAAGCUAAUAGCAAGAGGGUCCAGCGCUUAAAAAUCUGAGGAGGCAUUUAGAAAUCGUAGCAUCCGUUCCCUGCUGCUCCAUGGGCUUGUUGAUGGAGAUGGGACUUCUCACUGCCCCAUACACAGCAGGGAGCAAAUGCUUCUUCCAGGUCAGUGUUGCAACAGCAAGCAUUGCGAAGACACUGAGACAGCAAGAAUGGAAGCCUUAAAAGCACUUUAGACCAACCAAAGCGUGGUGUGUAUCAGCAAGCUUGUACUUUCAAUAGUGGACCCAGGUUAAUUUUUACUUAUGUGUCAUUUUCUGUCAUUUAAAUGUCAAUUAAAAAUCAGGCAUCUAAUGCAUUUCAUGUAAAAAAGCAAGCAUUUUUUCUGCAGCAUUGCCCUCUGCUUGAAAUGGCUAGGCUGAUGCCACAGACCUCACUUGAGCCUGGCUCAUAGAAAAGAGGCAAGUUUGAAAAGCUCAAAAAUAUGGGUUCUGGUGGCUGGGCCAAAUACAAGCACAGAACAAUCCUUUGUUUUUGUUUUUGUAUUUAAAAAGUUUUUCUAUAUUUCCAUAAGUUUUCUGAUUUCUAUAACAAGGUAAUGUUGAGGUGUCUCAUCAGUCAUUUGAAAAACUGGAAUAUAACAUUAUUCUUUCCAAACAAUGUCUGGUCAUUAAUUCUCAAAAUAAAUAUGGAUAUUUUUUUUGUCCUUAGUUGCAGUUCAUUGCAACUUGUUGCUGCAUUCAGUUUUACCUAUUUAUAUGGCAUUCUGCUUAACAUUUUUCAAUCAUGGUAUGUCUCACUGUUCCAAAACUUAGCUCUUAGAGUAUUUUAUAGUCAUUAAUCUUCUAUAUUUAUUUUUUAGUUCCUAGAUAUUUUCAGUGACUAAAACUUAAUGCCAGUCAAUUUUUAUAUGCCUAAAAUGUUGGUCUGUAUUUUCUAUGUGCAGUUUUAUGAAAUCACAUGGGCCUGUUCGAUCUGCCUUUACAUCCUAGUGAACUAAUGAAGACCAAAUUAAGUCCAAAUGGGACCUGAUCCCAUGCUCCGGAUCCACAGAAAAUUCCCGUUCUAGAUAAUGAUGUGGUUCUGGCAAGAAUGAGGUCUGUGUCAUGUUCCUUCUGUGUGCUUUUUCUCCCAGGUGAACCUUAUGCUUUGGAAAAGCCCCCUCAGAUCUGUGCCACUUGGUGGAAAGGGAGGGAACAUACUGCAGGAGCAAAGAUUUGAUUCCUUAAGCUCUCCUGAGCUGAACGUUAUACGAAUCUGAUUCCACCCAAUUAAAAUCACUAAAAAUUCAAUAGUGGUAAAAUCAAGGCCUCAAAUCCUUGUGCAGAUGAAUUUCCCCUGAAACCAAUGCGACUCUGACGGAAAAAGGGACUGACGGAAAUAUAAAUGAGGAUGGCAAGAGUCUCUCCCUCUCUUGAUGAAAAUCAACAGGAGCUUUAACUGUAUAAAUCAGAUGAGGAGACCAGGCCCUUACUGAGUGCAGUAUUUUAAAUUUUUUCAGAGGAGCACAUUUAUUUUUAAAUUGUACAAGCAAAAGAAAUGCAAUUCUCUUUACUAACAGAUGUAUUUUUUUGAAAUCUUGAAAGCAAAAGGAUCAAGCUUUAGAAGUGCUUUUGGUAUAAUAUCAUUAUAUAAUUUUGACUAUGCUGAAUAUUAUUUCCAGAAGCACAGGUUGAGAUAUUUGGUUUUCCCAGUCUUGACUGCAUACACGGGAUACACUCCUGAAUGCCUAGCUCAUGUGUAAUUCCUGAUUAAAACAUUUCCUUCAGCAGUUGCAUGACUGGACCUAGCUUUCAUUCCAGUAGAGCAGGUGUAAGAAGUGCAGUCCAGGAUCACUUCAUUCAUCCUGAAUUGCUAUGUAGCAAAUUAUGCAAAAUUACCUGAGUAUAUUUUUCUGUUUUUCUUAAGCUUUAAAGCCAUUUCAGACUUACUACCCAUUCACCACAGUAACGGGAUGGUUGUUUUUAAGUUCUGGAGUCAGUCUCCAACUGUUGUGGAAUUUCAAGACAAUUUAAGGAGUGUUAGGAUGAAGUGACUCCUCUGUGCCCCUGAAAGGGGUCUGACUCUUUGUAUCGCUGGAAAACAAGAUUGUUCAGGGAGAUAGCUUGCAAUCAAUCUAUUUUUUAUAUUUUAUACUAACUGCAGGAUCCUGAGUCAAAGUUUUAAUUCCUUUUCAAUGAUGAUACCAAAUGUACACAUUUAAAAGAUGUUCACAGAAUGAUCGAACAAUUUUUGAGUAAAUAAUCAGGUUAAUCCAAAUCUAGGGUGGGGGGAAUAAUAUAUCGCACAAACUGCAAAGGAAGUUCACACAGGAAAGCUGUUUACAGCGAAAGCAUAUAACGUAAAGAAUGUAACAUGGUAUAGGAAGUUAUUGCACUACAGAAUUUAUAUAAAAUACACUUUUUUAAAUAAAAACACAAAAGGCCUUUUAAUGUAUAGAACAUAGGAGCCUCUGUGCUAAUGCACCAAUCUAAUGCACUGUGUCCUCACUUCAAAAUUGGUCUCAAAAUUCAAACAUAAAUGAUGUUAGAGAGGUGAUAUCUGAUCUAACACUAGAGCAACUGACUUGAAGAGCUUUUUAGCACAAUAUUAUGUAAACAAAUGUGCAUACAGAAAAUUGUAUUUUUGCCUAUAAUGUACAUAAAUCAAAAUGACCAUUGGCUUCUUCAGUCUUUUUCUAACAGGUAACACCUGGCAACUUGAAGAACAACUAGUUAUUUUAAACAUAGGUCUUUUUCUUCUAUAUGUAGACUAAACUUCUGUUUCCUUAGAUCUGUUUGAAAAAAUGUUUACCCUGAAUUAUUUAAUUAAUUCCUUCAACCUCAUCUCUCAACCUCAGUCCAGUACAAAAGCCAGUUGUCUUCUUCAAGCCCUAUUGCAAAUACAGUCAGCCUGGUAAAAAUGUCCAGGGCCUACCUGACUGGGGAUUUUUUCCAUUCAUAUAAUUUUUUAAUCAUUUGGAUAGAAAACAAAGUUUAACAUUUUGAUCAUGCAAAACAUAUUUUAAAAGCAAAAAAAUGCAAGAAAUGUGUUUUUUUUCAAAGUAACCAGCACAGAUCAAGCAAGAAAUGCAAAUACAGCAAAGGGGGAAGAAAGACAGAAAACUGUAAGUAAACAAGGCAUGUUUUAAUACACUAUAUAAACAAGAGGUAUAAUAAAACAUAUAUAAAAUAGUCCUUGUUCACACUUAAUGAAGUAAAAAUGCCAGUAGCAGAAGAUUUAAUUCCAGUCCUACGCCAUCUUAAUUUUUAUCCUAGAACCAACGGGUCUCUACUGAAGUUUCCAGUGAUAUUAUUACCUACUCACCUGCUACAUGAACACCUGAUCUGUAAUCGUUUUUCAGAAGACUUCCCUGAAAAAUAAGACACUGUGUGUUCUUAUCUUUGUUGAUCUUUGGAUCCCUUCUCGUUGCCUUCCAAAUACCAACUUCCUUUUCUUCUCAGGAGCAAUCAGAAGGCAAGCCACCAAACAGAAUGAUAGGUGUGUCUUGUUUAUCAGGAAAGCAUUUUGGUAGCCCAGUGCAAAUGUCCAGAUGGAUUCUAUUGCAUUUGAAUCAAGGAGCAAGAACUGAGUGUCAUUUCUCUGUUAUUGUUGCAGCUGUACCAUCUCACAGCUUCAUGUGUUUUCUAGUUUUAAAAAGCUCAGCUCCUCCAGGGUCCAUCUCAACCUGCAAGAUGUUUCAGUGCAUUUGUUCAGUGCUUUUGCAAAAUGCUUUUGUAAAAGCAGUUGACUGCUAAAUGUUAAGAGAGCUAUCAGAAUAAGUGCAAAUAUUUGUCUCUUGUCCAAUACAUUUUUAUUAUUUAGUGGUACUCAGUUUAAACUCCAGCUGAAAUGCUUUUAUAUUCUAAAAUAGAUCAGGUGUUCUGGGAGCCAAAUCCUUUGCAGCUACUCUAUCCGUUUCCUUAAUGAAGAAAGGUUAGGUCACUGGCAGGCAGAGACAAAAUUGUUUGCAUUGUGUGAUGGUUUCUUGUUCAGUAAUAAUACACCACGUGACAUCUCCAGGCAGAGUAACAUACUUGUCUUUGUAUUUGUUCUGUUGCAGGUUUAAAUAAUAUUUUUUGAAAAUGUUGUGUUACGAUGUUUAAGAAGUAUUACCCUUCAGUACAGUGGAGAUUUCUUCCAAAAGAGCAGUGAUACCUUAUAGUCCUAUACUACUAUGGAUUACUGUUUAAUUUUCGGACACCUAACACAGAUCCAGAUGGAUCCGAUUGUAGAACAAGGAAGUAGCACACAAAUAUUAUUGCUCUUUUUAAUCAAAAGUAGCCAAACAACAUGCUAUUAGCUAACACUUAAUUCAAAAAGAUAAGAUUAUCCUAAUUAUGUCUAUGAACCAAACAGUAUGGUGACAUGUUGUUACAUUAGACAUUGUAGUCCUGUGGUUAAUGUAAACCCUGAAUCUAAAAGCAGUCUGGGUAACUAAUUUCAUUAGGGUGAUUUUUUACCUCAAAUGAGUAUUUAAAUACAUAUCUAACAUCAGCAGGAGUAACAUAUACUUCUAAAUCUGGAAGUCUAUGGCUAUAUCUAUGCUGGCACCUUAGUGGAAAUUAGGAGAGCUCUCCUGACGUGAAUCUCUCAGCUGUCCCUGCUUCUCAUGCUUUGGUUCACAUCAUGGAGAAAUCCUGGACCAUGCAAACUGGAUUACUUUUAGAUGAAGCUGAGCCAGAAAACUUGUUCCAUGAGGGCACCUCCUGUGCUGCAACCAGUACGACUCACUAUGGCCUCAGUACCAGAGUACAGCUAAUCCUAAAUAGUACCCCUGAUACACAUAGUGUAAAUGGUCAGCACAAACCAUUUUCCUCAACAAAUCAGCUUCUAUGAUGUUGUAGUACUUGCUAAUGCAGAUGUACACUAUCUCCACCAUGGGUUUUACCUCCAGUCCAUGUAGUAUUGGCUAAAUCCCUUACUCAUGCAAAUUUUGCCACUGUGCUCAGUAGUAUUGUACAAAAAAAGCAAUAUAUAGCCACAGAUUAAAUUGUCCCCAGUGUGUUCUCCAACUUAACCCACAUGGAAGCAUCUAAACAAUAAAUUCUUGAUAACCCUUGGAUAGUUGUUGUUUGCAGUUUGGACCACACUCUUAAAUACUGCAUAUUUCUAUAGUCAAUUUACCUUAAAGUUGGUGUUACAGUUGAUUAAGACAGUACAGACAGCACUAGAUCAACUCUCACUUCAAAAUCAUUAAAUCAGUGAAAUGAUUAAACUGACUGCAAGCAGCCCUAUUUCACUUAACAGUAACUCUUAGUUUAAACUGGUAUAAAUAAAAGGAAAUGGCUGUGCAAAUGGCUAAACAGUGAUGGAGGAUCAGAAGACCAGCUUGAGUAUUUUGUGCUGAUUUACCAUGUCUAGAUAUCUUUCCAUUUGGUUCAUCAGUUGAAAUUUAUUUAAAUUUUUUGUGUGUGUGCACACACUAGUAGGGUUUUGAUUGUAUGCUUAGUUGCUCUGAUAUCUAGGACAUAUCUUGUAAAAGGUAAUGCAAGAAACAAAAAGCCUAUUCCUUAUGUUACUUUUUCUAACGAUUUCCAGAUGAAGGACAUAUGUCUUACACUGAUAUGUAAGUUUUUGCUCUAAGUUUUGCUCAGAUAGCACCUCUCAGUGGAGGUUCAGAAAAUGAAACAUUUAUGCUUGUUCUUGAAGUCCUUAAGCAGAACGCCAAUGGGAAUUCUGCCUGAAACUGAAGGAUGGAGCAAUAUAUUACAGCUUUUGGCAAAAGAACAGUUUCUAACACAUAUUACAAAAUGAAAAAAAGAAAAAAACACUGUUGGGGACAAUCAUGGGUACUUCUGCUAGGAUGCAGAGUUCUGGAUUUAUACCUCUAAAUUUUCAAAGAGUUAUGCAGAGUUUUACCUAUAUAACGCUUUCAAAAGUCAAAGGAGCCAUGCUGAUAAGCUGAAACAUGGAGGGAUUAGUGUACAAAGAACCUGAGUUGAAUACAUAGCCUAUUGCUUUAAGAUCACUGUAAAUAUCAACUAAAAAUAUGUACUAAUUCAUGUUUAUAAGUUAUUACUGUGUUAGUUUCAUAGAUACGGUAGCAUGACUAUUAUUAGUUUUAUUGAGUUUAAUGAACUUUACUUUGUAUUCCUCUGUGAAUGCUCUGAAUGCUGCAAACAAAAAAAGCACAACCGUAUUUUUUCAAGUUCUCUUGGCGCAAUAGCAGUGUCUUCACUAUUGUUCAAUUUUACAGGAUUAGCAACAUUCAUCAUAAAUUGCUAUAUUAAUAUCUUUCUUUAAAAGAACUGUCACUAGGAGAUAAAAGCAUAUGUGAUAAGUCUCGUCUAAUCUCAUUCAUCUGCCUUUACAAAAUGCCCCAGACAUUUUGUGGGAGAAUAUGCUGCUUUUGCUUCAUGCGUUGUUUGUAUUUGGGGGUGGGGCAGGGGAAUAAUAGGGCAUUUUGCAAUGGUAAUUGCAUCAAUCAUGCUUUUUUUCAUUAUUAUUGUAUUUGUUAGAAACAUUUUGAUUUAAUUUCUUUUUGUAGAUAAGAAUGUUUGACAAUAGCUUUAUUUUAUCUGCUAACCAUCUGAUUCCAUUAGACAAAUAACUUCUCACAUUUAGUGGUAUUCGUAUCAGUGUCUCCAUAUCAGCUGCAUUUUAACUUCCUAAAAAAGGAAAUGUGAUUAUUAUUUUUGUCGUAUUAGAUUUUGGUGAUCAACUAAAUAUUUCUGCACCAAUCUACAUAUUAAUAUGCAUGUUGUAGUCUGUACAAUUGUUCAACAUCAAAAUAUCUGUUUAAUUUAUGUCAAAUGUCUGUAAAAUAAAUGCAUUGUUCUCCAUUUCAGUCUGAUAGAAUAAGCAGGAUAGUAAA